AGCCUCACAAUCCUCAUAGCGAAUCGGAAUUCCAUCCGACAAAAUAUUCCCAGCGCAAUCGGUCAGUUGGCUUUUCUCACAAAACUUGAUCUCUCCUACAAUCACAUCCAAAGUCUACCCGAUAGUCUAGGUCAGUGCACCCAAAUAACGGAUCUUUAUCUCCAUUAUAAUCAACUGACUCAUCUUCCCGAAACCAUUGGUAACCUCACUCAUCUUAAUCGACUAAUGCUCAAAUACAACCGUCUGGUGGAGAUCCCCGAAUCCCUUGCCAAGUGUACUCGUCUAGACGAGUUUAAUGUCGAAAAUAAUCAGCUCUCCUCACUUCCGACAAAUCUUCUGGCCAACAUGGCGCAAGUUCGAAAUGUCACCUUUUCCCGAAACUGUUUCUCCGUCUUUCCUCCAGGUGGCCGAGAUCAGUACAGUCAUGUCACGUCCUUGAACAUGGACCAUAAUCGAAUUACCGUAGUGCGUCCAGAUGUCCUCUCUCAUCUCCAUCAAGUGACGAAACUUAAUCUUCGAGAUAAUGAAAUUGCCAACUUACAUCCUGAAGAUCUUCGGCAUUGGAACAAGUUGGUGGAGCUUGAUCUAGGAUCCAAUCACCUCUCCAGUCUACCUGAAGAAUUGGAGGCCCUUGAAUCUCUUGAGAUGUUCCGGCUGAGCUACAACCAACUUAGGCGCCUUCCCAAUACACUUGGCAAGCUUCAACGUCUUCGAGUGUUAGAUCUCGAAUCCAACCAGCUUGAAUCCCUUCCGCUGAGUAUUGGCGACCUCGUGAAUCUGCAGGAUCUCAAUGUCAGUUGUAAUUGGCUUACCACCUUCCCACCUUCUAUAGGUAAUCUUCGGGACUUGAAGAUCUUCAAGGCGGGAGAGAACGAUAUUACCGAACUACCCCCGGAAAUAGGUAACAUGGCCAACCUACACGAUUUCUACCUGAACGACAACCAUAAUUUGAAUAAUAUUCCCGCAGAGAUGUCACAAUGUCCGGUGUUAACUAUCCUCAGUGUCGAGAAUUGUCCCCUCCGCGAUUUGCCCCAGCCAAUUGUCAAUGGAGGCUCCGCUAUGAUCAUCUAUGUAUGUUUUGAACUUGACAAUUAUUUCCUUUCCGAUUCCAUGAGCCAAAGAGAAGAGAGCCUUAUAAAUGCGUGGUAG
This is a messenger RNA of Rodentolepis nana, 1149 nucleotides long. The record is from the annotation of a GenBank genome assembly. Lineage: Eukaryota; Metazoa; Platyhelminthes; Cestoda; Cyclophyllidea; Hymenolepididae.